CCAAUACGGACAGGGUAGGCGGGGCAGAGGAAAGCAAAAGCCCAAUCACCUCCUCCUUUCCAGGGAGAAGGUGGGGCUUGGUAUUUACCAUGUUGGGUUUGUCCGCAGCGCUAAUUACUUUUUCCAAAGGCUGCAGGGCUUCACUCCGGCUGGCGUCGCCGCCUCGCACCCCCCUGCUCUGCCACUACGAUCUUGGGGGCUGCUGGUCCCGAGUACCAUGUGUGACGGCGUCCUGCUGCCCCCCUUCGUCCUGUCCUUGCUGCUGCUGGUGUGGGGGCUGGACCCGGGCACAGCUGUCGGCGACGCAGCGGCCGACGUGGAGGUGGUGCUCCCGAGGUGGCUGAGCCCGGACGACGUGCACCUGCAGACGCUCCGGGGAGCCACGGGGCUCCGGCGGUGGCGGCGACCGCGAGCAUCUCCCAGUGGCCCCCGUGUAGGGCGGGGAGAGCGCGCCCUGCUGCUGCACCUGCCGGCCUUCGGGAGGGACCUGUACCUGCAGCUGCGUCGCGACCUGCGUUUCCUGUCCCCGGGCUUCGAGGUGGAGGAGGCGGGUGCCGCGGAGAGCAGCACACACCCCACGGAGCUGUGUUUCUACUCCGGACGAGUUCUGGGCCACCCGGGCUCCCUCGUCUCCCUAAGCGCCUGCGGCGCCGCCGGCGGCCUGGUUGGCCUCAUCCAGCUCGAGCAGGAGCAGGUGUUCAUCCAGCCCCUCAACAACUCGGGGGGCCCAUUCAGUGAAAGAAGACAUCUGAUCAGGCGCCAAUGGUCCUCUACCCCCAGCCCAUCUACCGAGGUCAAGGGAACCGAGCAUCACUGCGAAGUAGUGGCAGAAAAGAAGACAAGGAAGGGCAAUUCAUCUCGGGACUGGAGGGAGCGGAGGAACGCCAUUAGGCUCACCAGCGAGCACACGGUAGAGACCUUGGUAGUAGCUGAUGCCGACAUGGUGCGGUACCACGGGGCAGAGGCGGCACAGCGAUUCAUCCUCACAGUCAUGAACAUGGUAUACAACAUGUUUCAGCACCAGAGCCUGGGGAUUAAAAUUAACAUUCAAGUCACCAAGCUGGUCCUGCUGCGACAACGCCCUGCCAAGUUAUCUAUUGGACAUCAUGGUGAGCGGUCCCUGGAGAGCUUCUGUCACUGGCAGAAUGAGGAGUAUGGGGGAGCACGGUACCUUGGCAAUAACCAGGUGCCGGGAGGGAAGGACGAUAUGCCCCCUGUGGAUGCUGCUGUAUUUGUGACCAGGACAGAUUUCUGCGUUCACAAAGAUGAACCAUGUGACACUGUUGGAAUUGCUUACUUAGGAGGCGUGUGCAGUGCUAAGAGGAAGUGUGUGCUCGCCGAAGACAAUGGUCUCAAUUUGGCCUUUACCAUCGCACAUGAGCUGGGCCACAAUCUGGGAAUGAACCAUGACGAUGACCACUCGUCCUGUGCUGGCAGGUCGCACAUCAUGUCGGGAGAGUGGGUAAAAGGCCGGAACCCCAGUGACCUCUCUUGGUCCUCCUGUAGUCGAGAUGACCUCGAGAACUUUCUCAAAUCCAAAGUCAGUACCUGCUUACUGAUCACUGACCCCAGGAGCCAGCAUGCCUUGCGCCUUCCACACAAGCUGCCAGGCAUGCACUACAGCGCCAAUGAGCAGUGCCAGAUCCUGUUUGGCACCAAUGCUACUUUCUGCAGAAACAUGGAGCAUCUGAUGUGUGCUGGGCUGUGGUGCCUGGUAGAGGGAGACACAUCCUGCAAGACCAAACUGGACCCUCCCCUGGACGGCACCGAGUGUGGAGCGGACAAGUGGUGCCGGGCUGGGGAGUGCGUGAGCAAGACACCCAUCCCAGAACACGUGGACGGGGACUGGAGUCCGUGGGGCGCCUGGAGCAUGUGCAGCCGAACAUGCGGGACGGGAGCGCGAUUCCGGCAGAGGAAAUGCGACAACCCCCCCCCUGGGCCUGGAGGCGCACACUGCCAAGGUGCAAGCGUAGAACAUGCCGCUUGUGAGAACCUGCCCUGCCCCAAGGGUGUGCCCAGCUUCCGAGACCAGCAGUGCCAAGCUCAUGACCGACUGAGCAGCAAGAAGAGGGGCCUGUUGACAGCAGUGGUGUUUGAUGAUAAGCCGUGUGAACUCUACUGCUCACCCCUUGGGAAGGAGUCGCCGCUGCUGGUGGCUGACAGGGUCCUGGAUGGCACACCCUGCGGACCCUACGAGACUGACCUCUGCGUGUAUGGCAGAUGCCAGAAAAUUGGCUGUGAUGGCAUCAUUGGGUCUGCAGCUAAAGAAGACAGGUGUGGUGUCUGCAGUGGGGAUGGCAAGACCUGCCGUGUGGUGAAGGGUGACUUCAGCCAUUCCCGGGGGACAGUCAAGAACAAUCUUUGUAUGAAGGUGUCCACGUGUGUGAUGUCAAAGGCGAUUCCCAAGUGUUUCUCAUGUUAUAUCGAAGCUGCUGUCAUUCCAGCCGGAGCGAGGAGGAUCCGUGUGGUAGAAGACAAGCCUGCUCAGAGUUUCCUGGCUCUCAAAGACUCCAGUAAGAGGUCCAUCAACAGCGACUGGAAGAUUGAACUCCCUGGAGAGUUCCAGAUUGCAGGCACGACCGUCCGCUACGUGAGAAGAGGCCUGUGGGAGAAGUUUUCAGCCAAGGGACCCACCACAGUACCCCUGCAUUUGAUGGUGCUGCUGUUCCAUGACCAGAACUACGGGAUCCAUUAUGAAUACACCAUCCCUGUGAACCAAAGUGCUGAGAAUCAGAGCGAGCCUGCCAAGCCACAGGAUGCUCUGUUCCUCUGGACCCACAGCGGCUGGGAAGGGUGCAGCGUGCAGUGCGGAGGAGGAGAACGCAGGACCAUCGUCUCAUGCACACGGAUUGUUAACAAGACCACGACCCUGGUGAAUGACAGUGAGUGCCCCCAAGCAAGCCGCCCAGAGCCCCAGGUCCGAAGGUGCAACUCUCACGCAUGCCAGUCCCGGUGGGUGGCCGGUCAGUGGAGCCCCUGCUCGGCAACCUGUGAGAAGGGCAUCCAACAUCGGGAGGUGACUUGCAUGUACCAGCUACAGAACGGCACACAUGUCACGACUCGGCCCCUCUACUGCUCAGAACCCCGGCCGACACCAGUACAGAGCUGUGAAGGCCAGGACUGCCUGUCUAUCUGGGAGGCCUCAGAGUGGUCGGAGUGCUCUGCCAACUGUGGCAAAGGAAUCCAGAAGCGGACUGUGACGUGCACCAACUCCCAAGGGAAGUGCGAUGCGUCCACAAGGCCAAAAGCAGAGGAGGCCUGUGAGGAUUACUCCGGCUGCUAUGAGUGGAAAACCGGGGACUGGUCUAAGUGCUCGUCCACCUGCGGGAAGGGGCUCCAGUCCCGUGUGGUACAGUGCAUGCACAAGGUCACCGGACGUCACGGCAGCGAGUGCCUCACUCUCUCAAAGCCAGCAGCCUACCGGCAGUGCCACCAGGAGGUCUGCAAUGACAAGAUUAAUGUGAACACCAUCACUUCCCCUCGCCUUGCUGCUCUGACGUACAAAUGCACACGGGACCAGUGGACGGUUUACUGCCGGGUCAUCCGAGAGAAGAACCUGUGUCAGGAUAUGCGAUGGUACCAGCGCUGCUGCCAGACCUGUAGGGACUUCUACGCAAAUAAGAUGCGCCAGCCGCCUUCUCCACCAAGUUCAUGACGUACAGCGCAGUGCUUGCUCAGUGCUCCGACUCAAGGCCUGAGACCUGGCAGUUAGUAAGUGGAGCGCCCUCACCCUACCCUGCACACCAGCCCUGCAGCCAGGACCCCCAAAAUACUCCUCUGCUCCCGCCAUAAGGCUGCCUCAAGAAUCCAGUUGCAUAGGGCUAGAGAGGGCACUUGACAUUGCCAUUAGUCCUUUGAACGUAAUAUAUUGCUAACAGCCACUGGAUGGCUUUCUAAGGAAAAAAAACAACGCCAGCGUCACAAAAUAAUUUUAAUUUCCAAGCUCUAAUGUACCUCAAAGGGGGACACACCUCUGGCAGAUAAUAAUUAGGAGAGAGAGAGAGCAAGAGAGAAAGAGAGAGAGAACAUUUAGUGCUUCUGUCCUGGCUUUCUGUGACAUUUGAAUUCCUCGGGUUUGAUGUAACUUUGCAGAAGUGAGAUAUAACACGAACAGAGGCUCCAUCCUGAAAGUCAGCAGGCCCUGGUCGACCAGCCUCUGCCAAUGGCUUCUCUGGAAGAGAGCUGAGCUGCCUUCCUACAAACACGAGAGUCAAGAUAUGGCCUCUGCCGAUCUCAAAAACAUAAGUCUCAAAAUCCUGGGCCUUGCCUUAGAAAUCUUGCCCCUGAGAGUUUAAACCUGCACAGAUCAACAAAAAUAGUGGUGCAACAUAGCUCUGCAUACCACCUGUGUGGGAGAACAUUCCAGAAGAGCUGGGUUUGGGAAGGCAUCUGCUUUUCAGAGCUAAGCUAUGUACCCCGCAGGAAAACAGGGGGCCUUUCUUCAAGGUGCUAUGAAAUGGGAUAUGUGUGCCUGGUGCAUGAGGUUACUCCCCAACAUAAAGGUGCCCUCAGCUUCCUCAAGGGUGUACCAGCUCCCCCUCUGCCUCCGGGUGCCUCCAGCCAGGCUUUACAGCUUAUACCUGCCACAGCUUGGCAAGUAGCUUUCCCUUGCCAUUGGCCUUUCCUCUGAAGUUAGGGUGAUGUUCAAGCCAUCUGAGGACACAUCAGUCAGUCAGUCCUGGGUUCUGCAGCAUAAGGCUUGACUUCAGUAUCUGGGCCCAAGAAAGGUGUGCCAGGACUUGUGAGGGAACACUGCCUGGCUGAAAUCACAUCCAUCAAGUGUUUUCCUAACCAAGGUCUCAUGGUUGGCACCUUCAUUGUUCACAGCCAUAUCCCUGACCCAUCUGGAUGUGGCAUGGAAAGAUGGCGAAGGUCUUCUCUUCCACCCCCAUGCCUUCACCCUCACCACAGAACUUUUCCAUCUCCAGGAGGCCACAGUGACCUCUCCACGAGCAGCCCAGCUGAUAGACUCCUGGCUGCCCUGGGAGGCUGGCUUUGCUCCACAGCUUGGUGGAUUUUCCUGGGUGCUUAUGUUCUGAAUCUCCUUGAGAGGCCCAUCUUCUCCUGGUGUCAAACGGAAGCUCUCACUUGGGCCAGUUUCCAUGGGAUCAUCUCCAAAUGCUUCUUGAUUCAUUGGUGCUGUUUCUAUUUGAGUUGGGGUUUCGUUCUGUUUUAAUUUUUACUAGCCCAUCACAGAGGCGUGGUAAGGGUGGCAGGGAAUUUAUUUGGCUCCACUUGAACUGAAAAGGAGUGUUACGAAAACUCCUUAGGUGCUCCGAGAGGAUGUCAGGAUGAAGUAACCCACUACUUGUCACCCCAGCGCUGUGUUGAACACGCCCCCCACACCACCCCAGCUCAGGACUGGUCACCAGCAGACUCCCCAAAGCUGCUUCUAAAACCCACAAAUUCCACGGAGCUCUUUAGUGGUAGAGGGAAAGGUGCUGUCAAUUUUCCCUCAGACCAACAGCUUCUGUUAAUCUACCCAAAGACAUUCGUAUUUUGGAGCUAAAAAGCAGUGAGAGUGUCAGCAUAACCAGCUCAGAAGGCCACAGUCUUCCUUGUGCGUUUACAGAUGCCCACCCAGGCAGAGCAUGUGUGAGCAGGUCCCCAUCGGUGGGCACUCCCCCUCAUGCCUCUGAUGCCCAGCCCCCUACCAUCUGUGUGCUACCUGAAGGAGCCCCACACCAUUCAUGUUAAACUGGUCAUGAGCAUUGCGCUUUCUGAGCAAAUGCUGGCAUUGUCACUUUGAACUCCACCAGGACACUUUCAUUCUGCUUUGUACAGAUCCAGCAAAGCUCUGGGAUCACAAUGGUGAUGUUUCCGUGUUAAACCCACACGGUCACCCAAGUACUGUACCCUUGUGGUUACACAGAUGUGUCAUUAGCGUCACGCAAUCUUAUGGUGCUAUUCCUACUCGCAGUUGAUGUGGCUUUAUUAGAUCCGAACACAGAAAAAGAGCCUUGGUAGCAACCUCGCCUUGGCUCCUUUUUUCAUUUUAACGUCAGAUGUAUAUAUUUCGCACUAGUUAACUUACACUCAGUACUGUAUCUGUGGGUUCUGUUGUGUGUCGUUUUACUUUUGGGUGCUGGUUAUGAAAGAAUACAAAAGAAGAGAUGACAAACAUCGGAUGCCCUUAGUCAUGAAAAUUUCACCAUUUCAUUGGAACCAAACUGAACAUGUGUAAUAAAAUGUUUUUCCCCCAUAACAGUUUUAAGCUCUCUCAAUGGAAAGUCAAAGACAAAAGCUAGGCCUCGGUGGCUGGUGGAGGGGGGCAGUAGCCUGGUGCCCCUGAGACAUGGUUGUGGAAAAACUGUGGCCAGUCUCGAGUCACUAGUAAAUGCAAUGCUGGUGGAGGCCUGUGUCUCCCCAAGGGAAUGCUAAUAAAUUCUUCAGUCCCUGGCCUCCUCCCUGCCGGGGGAUGCCAAGGUCUGGGAGUGCCAAUGAGGAACAGCUACCUCACUAGUCUGCUGGAGUGAAUGACAGUACUGUAGACCUCCCUAGAGCACAAAUGCUAGCC
This is a messenger RNA of Meriones unguiculatus (Mongolian gerbil), 6517 nucleotides long. RefSeq names its product ADAM metallopeptidase with thrombospondin type 1 motif 17 (gene Adamts17). Gene Ontology annotation, molecular function: metalloendopeptidase activity. Bases 218 to 3655 code for a protein of 1145 amino acids. The record is from RefSeq and is a predicted model, not a curated record. The transcript is spliced from 24 exons. Gene Ontology annotation, biological process: proteolysis; extracellular matrix organization. NCBI's taxonomy places the organism in Eukaryota, Metazoa, Chordata, Mammalia, Rodentia, Muridae. Gene Ontology annotation, cellular component: extracellular matrix.